CGACCAAGUCAGAGUCCUACCAGAGGUCACAAAAUUGACAUACUCACCUCCCCAUUCUUUAUUUUUGUACUGUAUACUCCGUGACACAACUCAGUGAAAAGAAUGUGCUGAUCUUUUUUUUUGGUUUAGAAAUCUGAUCUUGAGAUGACUUACUUCCUGGAGAGAACUAUUCAAAACACGUUUUUGUUUUAGUGAAGUGAAGAGAGUAGUUUUGCUUUUACUUAUGUUUACAUUUGAAAAAAAAGAGAUAUUACCUGCCUGAAGAAUGACAAGUUUCGCCUGUUUAGUUCUGGCGGUCACUUCAGUGGCUAUGACUGGAACACUGGGCACACCUCUGGACGAUUAUGUGAAUACGUUUGAUCCAAACUACUCCUAUACGCUGCUGUCACAGUCAGUUGGUGCAGACUUCACGCUGCACGUGCUUAACAUGACGUCACAAAAAUGGCUGACAGAAAAGGUCACCAAGAAACCAAUAUGGUGGCAUUACCUGUCUAUAAUAGUACCCCACAACCUUGUCUACAAAGACACCGGCUUUAUGUGGAUUGACCAAGGCCACAACACAGACAAGCCGCCUACUAUUGCAGACGAUUUCGUUGCUGGUAUAACCAUCCUGGCUGUGAACAUCGGGGCCGUGUGUGCUACCAUCAAGCAAGUGCCCAACCAGCCAACUGUAUUCUGGGCUGAUCCCUCUCUAAUGAAUCGCACGGAAGACAAUGUUAUCGCAUGGACAUGGAGAGAGUUUUUACUCAACGGCUCUAAUCCAGAGAUCUUGUUAAGGUUACCUAUGACUAAGGCAGUUGUGCGUGGUUUCGACACAGUCUCUGCCUACAUGCAGAUUGUUGCUAACAUCCACAUUGACAAAUUUGUCGUCGCUGGGGCAUCCAAGCGUGGCUGGACCACAUGGACCACUGCAGCAGUGGACAAAAGGGUCAUUGGUAUGAUACCUUGUGUUAUGGAUUUACUCAAUUUUCAAAAAAAUCUUCAUCAUCAUUUCCGGUCACUUGGUGGUUGGACAUUUGCUUUUGAUUCUUACUACACAAUGAACAUCACCCAAAAUUUAGACAGUCCUAACAUCCCCAAAAUGCAGGCAGUGAUAGAUCCCAUAACCUACAAUGAAAGGUACACUAUGCCUAAGAUGAUCGUGAGUACUGGUGGAGAUGAAUUCUUUAUUCCUGACGACUCACACUAUUACUAUGACCAGUUACAAGGACCCAAAUUUCUCAGAGUUGUACCAAAUGCCGAGCAUUCAAUGGUGGGCCAUCUGAUGAAUAUUAUUCUUGGAAUUCAAGGCUUUUUUCUGAACAUUGUAGAAAAAGCUCCUUUUCCUUCACUGACUUGGGUUCGAAGCCAGAAUUCAACACAUGGUUCAAUUCUGGUCACUUCAUCCAUUCCACCAAAAGCUGUGACUGUGUUUCAUGCCCAGACUUUGGAUAACAAAAGACGUGACUUUCGGUUAUUCGCUGCUGAUCCAAAAACUGGCAAAGCUUUGAUACAUCCGGUCAUCUGGCUCAGCAGAUCUCCAACCAAGAUCAGUGACACUAAGUAUGAAGCUGUCAUUGAGAUACCAAAAGUGGGAUGGGCCGCCUUUUUCAUCGAGCUCAAGUUCCCAGGUCAGAAAGGUUCCACCAUGGACUUUACAACAGAAGUGAACAUUGUACCAGACAUCUUCCCAUUUCCAGAUUGUUCUGGAGAAACUUGUCGAGGGACUUUAGUCUAACUUGACCUAGGUUUGGCUGGACAAAGAUGGCAUACUAUCCGACAGACAAGACCUACUUGUUGGUUACAAUCCAACAUGUUUACACUUACAAAUGUUGAUAGACAACGCCCACUUUUUGUCUUUCCUGCAAUGAAAUUUGACCCUUUAUUGAUUCUUUAUAUUUCCUUGCAAUGGCGCAUUUUGUAUAUUACUUUAUUCUGUGCAAUAUUUACAGAUAUACAUACACAAUAAAAUUUAAAUGUAUAUACAAAACAUGAA
Molecule: messenger RNA, 1975 nt
Organism: Biomphalaria glabrata
Lineage: Eukaryota; Metazoa; Mollusca; Gastropoda; Planorbidae
Product: autocrine proliferation repressor protein A-like
Exons: 12
Coding region: 266-1717 (483 amino acids)
Source: RefSeq, a predicted model, not a curated record